This is a messenger RNA of Hippopotamus amphibius kiboko, 951 nucleotides long. RefSeq names its product mitochondrial ribosomal protein L18 (gene MRPL18). Gene Ontology annotation, cellular component: mitochondrion; ribosome. Gene Ontology annotation, biological process: translation. The record is from RefSeq and is a predicted model, not a curated record. NCBI's taxonomy places the organism in Eukaryota, Metazoa, Chordata, Mammalia, Artiodactyla, Hippopotamidae. The transcript has 4 exons. Bases 113 to 655 code for a protein of 180 amino acids. Gene Ontology annotation, molecular function: structural constituent of ribosome; 5S rRNA binding.
UCCUAAGGCUUUUACCGAAGUUAAUAUGGCCGCUGCUAGUGAGCCGCUGGGUGGCCGGUGAGAAAAGGAGGCGAGGUCUGGCUGAGUCUUUUGGCUGCGGUUCCUCUCAGCGAUGGCACUUCGGUCGCAGUUCUGGGAGUUGUUGUCGGUUUGCAGGAUCUCCGGGUGUCGGGUGGCAGCGAUCUCAACCAGUUCCAAGCCAGCGGUGAAGCCUGAAGCGGACCCCUUGGGAAAUGAAGCUGUUGCCCCAGAGUUCACCAACCGGAACCCCCGGAAUCUGGAGCUCUUGGCUGUAGCCAGAAAAGAGCGGGGUUGGGGGACCGUGUGGCCGUCCCGCGAGUUCUGGCACAGGUUGCGAGUUAUAAGGAGUCAGCAUCACAUAGAAGCACUUGUUGAACAUCGCAAUGGCCAGGUUGUGGUUUCGGCAUCCACGCGUGAAUGGGCCAUUAAAAAGCACCUUUACAGCACCAGAAAUGUGGUGGCUUGUGAGAGUGUAGGACGAGUGCUGGCACAGCGGUGCUUGGAAGCAGGAAUCAACUUCAUGGUCUACCAACCAACUCCUUGGGAGGCAGCCUCAGACUCGAUGAAACAACUACAGAGUGCCAUGACGGAAGGUGGCGUAGUGCUGCAGGAGCCUCGGAGAAUCUACGAGUAAAGCAGAAGCAUUGUUUGGAACUUGUAAAGCUGUCAGCUCUUCAGUCAUCAGAAGAGAGCCUCUGGAAGAACUGCCAGCUUGGACAUCUUAUAUGAUCAUCUAACAGCAGAAUGUUAUUGGUAGUUAAGGUUGUCUCCUUCUCCCCUUGUGCAUCUUUGUUUUAAAUCCAGGGCUAAAUUCUUCUCUCUUGGAUGAGAGAGAGGUAUCUGAGAAGAGCUGUUGCCAAUUAUAAUUAACUUUUGAAGAACAAAUUAAAUGUUGUUUAUAAGUUAAUAAAGGUAUAUUAUGAACUCUUA